Rhagoletis zephyria (snowberry fruit fly) is the source of this 926-nucleotide messenger RNA. RefSeq names its product organic cation transporter protein-like. NCBI's taxonomy places the organism in Eukaryota, Metazoa, Arthropoda, Insecta, Diptera, Tephritidae. Gene Ontology annotation, molecular function: transmembrane transporter activity. The record is from RefSeq and is a predicted model, not a curated record.
GUGAGUGAGGAGGUUUUCGAUGAGUUCAAAACAUAUUAUGAAAACAAAAUAAAUGAGGAACGCAAGUUGAGAAAGAGAACGGACACCUUCUGGGGUAUGUUCCGCACGCCGCGUUUGCGCAAAGUUACCAUAAUCAUGAUUAUAAAAUGCAUGUUCAUCUCGCUGGCUCUGGAUGUUAUCAGCCGGAAUAUGGAAGGCAUGGGCACCUCACCCUUCAUUCUCUUCUCUGCUACUUCCAUUGUCUACAUUGUGGGCUGUCUAACUAUCAUUCUGCUACAAAAUCGCAUCGGACGCAAGGGCAUGGCCUUUAGUACACUCUCUGUUAGUGGGAUUAUUAUUGCCACUAAUGCUUUUAUGAUUGCUUUUCUUGAUACCGAGCAAAAUGCUACACUUUUUGCUAUUAUGGUUGGUCUGAGUCGGUUAGGCGUUGUGGCGAGCUAUGAGGCAGAAGCGCAAUAUAUUUCGGAAUUCAUACCGACAACUGUUCGCGGUCGAGGCAUGGCCAAUGUUCAUGUUGCAGGUUUUGCCGCGGCUGCACUCAACUCUUAUGUGAUAUAUUUAGGAUACUUCUACAAACCGCUGCCAUCGAUUUGCAUGUCUGUAAUAGUGUUCAUGGGCGCUCUUCUAUGUCUCGCAUUGCCGGAGACCAUGAAUCAAAAAUUGCCACAGACAUUGAAAGAUGGCGAGGAGUUCGCGCGUCAUCAACGCUGGUACUACUUUCCAUGCUUCGAUAAGAAAAAGGAUACCAAAACACCUGAGAUCACGGACAGAUUUUAAAACAGUGUGCUGCCGAGGAAUUCUGUAACGUUCAAAUUAGUGAAAUUUGUGUUAGAAUGUUGUAUGCGUAUCUGAUUUGUUGUGGUUGUUAUUUUAACAUUGUUAGCUAAUGCAAAAAUUUUUAGGAAGUAUGUUUUAGCAAAGCAAGU